This is a messenger RNA of Nasonia vitripennis (jewel wasp), 760 nucleotides long. RefSeq lists its product as uncharacterized. The transcript has 2 exons. The record is from RefSeq and is a predicted model, not a curated record. NCBI's taxonomy places the organism in Eukaryota, Metazoa, Arthropoda, Insecta, Hymenoptera, Pteromalidae. The coding region runs from base 234 to 683 and encodes 149 amino acids.
GGGAGGACGUGCAUAAGAAGCGUUUGUGUACUGCAUACUGAUAACGCAUACGAAGAUAAACUCGCCGUGAAAAACGACGAUAAAAAUAUCCACAGAGUCAUAUUUAUUUUCGAUACAAAAGGCGAUUAUGCGAGUUUUUUUCUAAGAAAAUAAUCAUCCUGUCAAGUAAGCAUCAUCAAAGCUCGUUAGUCAGCGAGAAAACAGGUAUUUUACAUUUUAAAACAGAGAAAAGAAUGGAGAGAGAGCUUCAGUGCAGCUUUAACAGCACAGCCAGCAUCUCCUCUCGCAAAUUCGCGCUGCAUUUCAAAUUUCGUUUUAAUAUGAAUAAAGUUCCUGUAUUAGUUUCAAUGACGUGUGCCUUGUGGUUGUUUAGCAUUGCAAAUCGAUGCGAAGCCGGACUCGUUGGCAAAAUUUCCUUCCGCGAAGAAAUCACUCCUGGUGUUCGAGAGCAUUUUGGAAAUUCUACCUCGGAUAGUAUUCAAACGAGCAGGAAAAUUAGAGAUGUGAUGGGAGAAGAUAAAAGUACGGAAAUUCCCUUGGAAGUCGAAAGUACGGAAGCCGAAGAUCCAGAAUUUUCCGAUUACGCAGACUCGCUACCAUCUUUUGCAAGCAUUAUAAAAAGUGAGCCAAUGUGUCCUGGGGGCCAGUCCUACACACUUGGCUCGUGUCGCGAAAUCGAGUAAACUGCGACGAAAAAGAAAUUAAUUAUGUAUCAUCAUUCCAUUAGCUGUAAUAAAAUGUUCUUUCAAACCCCAACUCA